AUGGAGGCAGCCGUCGGCGCGCCCGACGGCGGGGACCAGGGCGGCGUGGGGCCGCUCGAGGAUGCGACGCCCAUGGACGUCUAUCUGCACAAACUGGGCUUGUAUCGGAAACUGGUCGCCAAGGACGGGUCGUGCUUGUUCCGGGCGGUGGCCGAGCAGGUGUUGCACUCUCAGUCUCGGCAUGUGGAAGUUAGGAUGGCCUGUAUUCGCUACCUUCGAGAGAACAGAGAGAAAUUUGAAGAGUUUAUAGAAGGGCCAUUUGAAGAAUAUUUAAAACGUUUGGAAAAUCCACAGGAAUGGGUAGGACAAGUGGAAAUAAGUGCCCUUUCUCUUAUGUACAGGAAAGAUUUUGUAAUAUACCAGGAGCCAAAUGUUUCUCCUUCACAAGUAACUGAAAAUAAUUUUCCUGAGAAGGUGUUACUGUGUUUUUCGAAUGGAAAUCACUAUGAUAUUGUCUAUCCUAUAACUUAUAAAGAUACUUCUGCUGUGUGUCAGUCUCUCCUUUAUGAAUUGCUGUAUGAGAAGGUAUUUAAAGCCGAUGUUAGUAAAAUCAUGAUGGGCCUCGAAACCUCUGAAGUGGCCGAAAGCAACAGUGACAUAUCAGAUUCUGAGGACGACAGCUGCAAGGGUAAAAGUCCUGCUGCCACUGAUGUGAAUGGAUUUAAACCCUCGGGCAGUGAGAACCCAAAGAACAGUGGGAGCUCAGCUGGCCUUCCUUUGUCCAGGAAGGUUCUGAAGUCGCUUAACCCAGCAGUCUAUAGAAAUGUGGAGUAUGAAAUCUGGCUGAAGUCUAAACAAGCACAACAAAAACGAGAUUAUUCCAUUGCUGCUGGUUUACAGUAUGAAGUUGGAGAUAAAUCCCACGUUAGAUUAGAUCAUAAUGGAAAAUUUUCUAAUAUGGACAGUCAUGGGGUUCACUCUGAGAACGGACCAGUUUUGUCUGAAGAGCUGGGAAAAAAACAUACACCUAAGAACCUCAAGCCACCUACCCCAGAAAGCUGGAACACGGUAUCAGGAAAGAAGAUGAAAAAACCUAAUUCUGGACAGAAUUUCCAUUCAGAUAGUGAUUACAGAGGGCCAAAGAAUCUAAGCAAGCCAAUGAAGGCCCCGUCUGCACUACCUCCUCGACUGCAGCAUCCCUCAGGUGCAAGGCAGCAUGGGUUCUCUACUCAUUCUUCAGGGUCCCAGUCUCAGAAACCCUCCAGCGAGCACAAGGCUCUUAGCAGGACACCCUCACAGAUCAGAAAACCUGAUCGUGAAAGACCUGAGGAAUUUGAUCACAUGAGUCGUGAAUCUUACUAUUUUGGCCUCUCCCCAGAAGAGCGCAGAGAGAAGCAAGCUGUUGAAGAGUCUCGGUUACUGUAUGAGAUUCAGAACCGGGAUGAACAAGCUUUUCCAGCCCUUUCUAGCUCAUCAGUCAGUCAGUCACCCUCUCAGAAUAGCAACUCGUGUGUCCAGAGGAAGAAUUCACAUGCAAGGGAUAGGAAAGGAAGCAUUCGGAGAGCAGACGCAGAAGAGCGGAAGGACAAAGACUCCCUACGUGGCCAUACUCACGUGGAUAAAAAACCCGAGCCAAGCACACUGGAGAUUAGUGAUGAUAAAUGUGCAAGAGUUUCCUCACCGUCCAAGUCAAAGAAAGUAGAGUGCGCAUCUCCAGUAGAACAAAAGCCAGCAGAACAUAUGUCUUUGUCGAAUCCAGCUCCCCUUCUAGUCUCUCCAGAAGUCCAUCUCACUCCUGCGGUGCCUUCUCUACCAGCCACUGUGCCAGCCUGGCCAAGUGAACCUACAACUUUUGGACCAACAGGUGUCCCUGCUCAGAUUCCCAUGUUGUCAGUGACACAGAGCACUGGACCUGAAGCUGCCGUGUCACAAGCGCAUUUAACACCCUCUCCAGUUCCUGUGUCAAUUCCGGCAGUUAACCAGCCCUUGAUGCCUUUGCCUCCGACGAUGAGCCUUUAUCAAGACCCACUCUAUCCUGGGUUUCCUUGUAGUGAGAAGGGAGAGCGAGCCAUUGCACCACCUUAUUCACUGUGUCAGACUGGAGAGGACCUACCUAAAGAUAAGAACAUUCUUCGAUUCUUCUUCAAUCUUGGUGUAAAGGCAUAUAGCUGUCCUAUGUGGGCCCCACAUUCUUACCUGUAUCCUCUGCACCAGGCCUACGUGGCAGCCUGCAGGAUGUACCCAAAGGUCCCUGUUCCUGUGUAUCCUCAGAAUGCUUGGUUCCAAGAAGCCCCUCCUGCUCAGAGUGAAAGUGACUGUCCUUGUCCUGAUGCCCACUACUCUAUGCACCCUGAAGCCACUGUUAAUGGUCAGAUGCCACAGGCCGAGAUUGGACCUCCUGCAUUUUCUUCUCCUCUGGUUAUCCCUCCAUCUCAGGUGUCUGAAGGUCAUGGACAGUUGUCUUACCAGCCUGAGCUGGAGUCCGAGAACCCCGGGCCGCUUCUUCACGCGGAAUAUGAAGAGCCACUGAGUGGCAAGAACGUGUACCCACAACAGUCCUUUGGGCCUAACCCAUUCUUAGGUCCUGUCCCCAUCGCACCUCCUUUCUUUCCUCAUGUUUGGUAUGGGUAUCCUUUUCAGGGAUUUGUAGAAAAUCCUGUGAUGAGGCAAAAUAUUGUCCUGCCCUCUGAUGAUAAAGGAGAAUUGGAUUUGCCCUUGGAAAAUCUUGAUCUGUCUAAAGAGUGCGAUUCUGUCUCAGCAGUAGAUGAGUUUCCAGAAGCCAGAGUUGAAGGUGCACAUUCUCUCUCUGAAGGCAGUGUGAGCAGCAAGCAUGAAGGCCGUGUGGAGCAGUCAUCCCAGACGCAGAAGGCAGAUAUCGCUUUGCCUUCAGGCUCACCUGGAGUGGAAGGAAAGGCUCACCCUCCCACUCAAAUUCUAAACAGAGAGCGAGAAACUGUGUCUGCUGAACUUGAGCCUAAGAGGACCAGUCAGAGUCUGAAAGAAAAGCCUGAGAGAGUGAAAGAUCCCAAGACUGCUGCUGAUGUGCUCAGCUCCGGGGCCAACUCUGCGGAUAGACUGCAGAGAGCAAAAGAAGAAAGUUCAGAAGAUGAGAAGGAAGUAUCUAAUAUUCUGAGAAGUGGCAGAUCCAAGCAGUUUUAUAAUCAAACUUACGGAAGUAGGAAGUACAAAAGUGAUUGGGGCUCUUCCGGUAGAGGUGGCUAUCAACAUGUGAGAGGCGAGGAGUCCUGGAAAGGGCAGCCUACCAGAAGCCGGGAUGAAGGUUAUCAGUACCAUCGCAAUGCUAGAGGACGCCCAUAUAGGGGAGAUAGGAGGAGGUCAGGCAUGGGAGAUGGCCACAGGGGACAGCACACUUAAUGCUUAGUUGUAGCUCAUACUGUAGAGCGGAAGCCUUUCCUUAGGUGGAGUAUUUCUGAAGGCUUUAAACCAUUACAAUAAAAGCCCAAAUUGGAACUAUUUCCUCUCUCCCCUUUACCCUUAAUUCCUAUUUUGGUGAGACUUUGGACAUGAGCUCAAGGGGCAGAUGAAUUUUUGACAUUGUGGUUUUUCUUACUGAGAAUCUGUUUAUUAGGUUACUGCCCCCAUAAAAAUUAAACAUGACUCUUAAGUAUUUUUUUAUAAACAGCUCAAUAUAAAACAUAGACAUAGUGUUUUUUCUCCCUUGUGUAAGUUUGAUUUAAAAUAUUGGAAAUGUGUGCUUUUUAGUGUUUAUUAACGUGACAAGAAAAUAAAGCAUUCAACACACUAUAGAGUCCAAAACAUAACAUUGCACCAAAUAGAAAUGUAUAUUUUAUUAAGCAAUGCCUUAGUCAUAAACUGGGCUCAAACAAUCCUCAGCCUAAAACACUGUUGUCUUUUAAUAUGCUUCCAACCCAAAGGCCUUUCAUCUCAGUAUCUGUCAAACUUGAAUAACGUCUUCUCUUUACUAUUACACACAAGGCAGCCUAUUAACCUGUGUCUUAGAAUCAUUGUAUAUAGUUCUUUUAAUAUCCAUAGGGUAUAUUUUUGAAUUUUGGUGAGUAUUUGUUGAACUUGAGAUUGCAUACAAUAGAUGUUUAAGGAACAGUAGGAAGUCCGGGGAGCCGGCUGUUUCCAUCAAGAACUAGCACUGCUGGACAUGUCAUGGUGCCUACUCGAGAGGAGUGUAGAUGCUAUGCAUUUUGAAAAUAAUCUGCAUCUGUUAAAACUGCACAAGUUUUUUUAAUGCCACUUUAACACUAAUGCACUGACAGAUUCUAAAUAUUUUGUGAGAAAUGUUAAACUUUUUAACUGAUAGGCUUCUCUGUAAACGUUCUGCUUCCUCCCCGCACCAAUGGGUGUGCUGAUCACUUUACAGUUGCAUGUUAACUCGUCAUAGCUGGAAUUACUGUAUAAGAAGAACACGAUUGUGACUUCUAGUUCUUCGCUAGAGGAUGCUGCUAGAAAGUGGUUUUGCUUCGCAUUUUGUAGCUGUUCCCAUCAGUGCCGUGUCUGCUCCUGCCCCUUCCAGUCCGCAGCAUUCCCUAGCGCUCACUUGCAUGGUGCACUGUUCUCACUUGGAGAUUGGACUCAGAAGAGUUAGCACAGUAUUCACCCAUCCGUGUUACUUUGUAAACUAACUGUGCUUUGUAUUUCUUACUUGUACAUAUCAAUGUGAAAAAUCUACUUUUUUUUUUUUUAAUGUUGCAAUUACCUUGUAAUCAGGCAGCUUGAGUGCUAUGCAAAUAGUAUGGUGGUGGUUUUCUUUGCAUGUUGUGUGUAAUAUACCUAACCAGAAAUAAAUGUGGCUUUUGUUUUGGGGGCAGAUUACUUUUAAAAGCAAAUAACAAUUCACUUGAAUUUGACAGACUGAAGCAGACAUGUUUUUCUGGGUCCUCUGAUAACUUGUGGGAACGUUUGGCUGUCAGCUAGGCUCAGUGACGCUCCACUGUACUGUAAUGGUGUUUACCUCUGUGCUGUUUUAAUUACCCUCAUGUCUGUGUAACUGCUGAUUUGAGUACUGAUAAGCAUUUAAAAAUUUUGUAAUGUAGGGCUUUAGAGAGCACUUUGAAAGAUAACAUUUUUAUUAUGAUGGUGCUAGGUAAGAAAAUUUUUUAGCCUGGGAUGUGUAGAAAAAAUUGAGAAUCUGUUGAAAGGAAUUUGUUGUCUGCUUCUAAGCUAGAAUGGUUGUAAAGUUUCUGCUUUGCCAGUGUGUCAAUAUUAGUGGCUGAAUUAUGGAUUAG
Acomys russatus (golden spiny mouse) is the source of this 5159-nucleotide messenger RNA. It is a transcript of the gene Otud4, whose product is annotated as OTU deubiquitinase 4. Gene Ontology annotation, biological process: protein deubiquitination; regulation of protein K48-linked deubiquitination; negative regulation of interleukin-1-mediated signaling pathway. NCBI's taxonomy places the organism in Eukaryota, Metazoa, Chordata, Mammalia, Rodentia, Muridae. Gene Ontology annotation, molecular function: cysteine-type deubiquitinase activity; K63-linked deubiquitinase activity. The record is from RefSeq and is a predicted model, not a curated record. The coding region runs from base 1 to 3315 and encodes 1104 amino acids. The transcript has 21 exons.